Messenger RNA from Camelina sativa (false flax), 1159 nucleotides. RefSeq names its product GDSL esterase/lipase At5g45910. Gene Ontology annotation, molecular function: hydrolase activity, acting on ester bonds. NCBI's taxonomy places the organism in Eukaryota, Viridiplantae, Streptophyta, Magnoliopsida, Brassicales, Brassicaceae. The record is from RefSeq and is a predicted model, not a curated record.
AUCAAAUUCGAAAGAUCAUAAGAUGAGAAUCAAUAUGUUGUUUAUCGUGGCAUUGUCUUUUCUAGUCUCCGUUCGGUCGUUACCGAUGAAACCAACUCUAAAAUACGAGUCAAUCUUUAAUUUCGGCGAUUCUUUAAGCGAUACCGGAAACUUUUUGAUAUCCUUGGGUGGUUACAUUCCGAACAUUGGAAGACCACCGUAUGGACAAACUUUUUUUAACCGUUCCACCGAUCGUUGCUCCAAUGGACGUCUCAUCAUCGAUUUCAUCGCUGAGGCAAGUGGACUACCAUACCUUCCACCGUAUCUCCAAAGUGCACGGACGAACAAUUCGGUAGAUUUCAAGAGGGGAGCAAAUUUUGCGGUGGUUGGAGCAACAGCGAACGAGUUUAGCUUCUUUAAAAACAGAGGUCUUUCAGUAACGUUGUUGACGAACAAGACACUGGAUGUUCAACUUGAUUGGUUCAAGAAGUUAAAACCUUCUUUGUGCAAAACCAAACCAGAAUGUGAAAAAUAUUUUAGAAAAUCUCUGUUUUUCGUCGGAGAAAUUGGUGGAAAUGAUUAUAAUUACCCUCUUUUAGCAUUCCGAAGUUUUAAAAAUGCAAUGGAUUUGGUACCAUUCGUCAUUGACAAAAUCAUCAACGUCACAAGUGCCUUGAUAGAGGAAGGUGCGGUGACACUGAUGGUUCCAGGAAACUUUCCGAUCGGUUGUAUGGCGGGUCUAUUAGAGCGGUUUAAUGAUAAUAAUGGAUGGCUCUAUGAUUCGAGGAACCAAUGCCACAAGCCAUUGAACAGUUUGGCUAAGCUUCACAACGAUAAGCUCAAUAAAGGCCUUCAGGCUCUAAGGCUAAAAUACCCUCAUGCCAAAAUUAUGUAUGCUGAUUAUUACAGUUCCGCCAUGCAAUUCUUCAACUCACCUGCCAAAUACGGUUUCACUGGAAGUGUCCUAAAGGCAUGUUGUGGAGGAAGAGAUGGAACAUACAACGCGAAACCAAACGUGCGGUGCGGAGAAAAGGGUUCGAUCACUUGCAAAAAUCCAUCAACGUACGCAAAUUGGGACGGAAUGCACCUAACUGAGGCAGCUUACCGCCACAUUGCAACUGGUCUCAUUUCCGGACGUUUUACCAGACCUGUUUAUAAUAACACUAACUCACCUUUAUAA